CGUUAGUCCGCCGUCCUCAGUACGAGCUAACCCGACCUGCGAACAACCCGCACGCGCCCUUACAAAGUGUACCAGUGACCAUGCAUGUGCUAGCCACCAUACUCCUCGCGUACCUCGCGAACGAAGUCCGAGCGGCGAUACGGACACCCCUCGAGGCGUUCAGACCCUCGGGGGAGAUCCACAUACGGCGGCCCGACAAACUGCCUUUCCUGCCGCACAGGAGGACGAUGCAGCAGAAGAGCGGCCUGCGGAUUCUGUAUCAGACAGGCGUAUCCGAGGAGGAUCUGCCAGACUGCCGAGCGCGCCAAGUGUGCAGCAAAGUUGACCUGUACGACACCACGCAGCCCUGGAUUGAGAGGAAAUGCCGCUGUUUGGGACAUAGGCCGUGCUCAAGCGAUCUAUCAGCGGAUGACAACCACACGCUUGCCGACAAGACCACACUGUACAAGACCUGCGAGCCGGUGAAGCGUUUACCAAAAUGCCGAUAUUUCAAAGACGCCGCAUGGACCAUUUUCUCGUUACCAGACAGCAACGCUACGCAGCAGAUUGUGAACUGCCACUGCCCCAAGUCGUCGGUCACGUAUCUCUUGAAGAAGUUGCCGUAUACGACACCUAGCGGCGAACAGGGGAAUCAGUACCAGUUCGCGUGCUCGCCGCAAAGCAGGCUGAGGUGUUCACGCAAAGAGCCCUGCCGGCUGUUCAGCGCGCGACGACGCCACGAGCAGAUCGACGAAGUGAACGCGAGCACGAUAUGCCAGUGUCCCAGAGACCACACCUGUCCCAAACACCACACGGAACCCGGAGUGCUACCCGGUGUCACCUACGUCGCUGAGGACAUCCGCACAUAUCACGGCUACUGCAUGCCCGAACCACCACCCGACACCUACAGGUUCGUGGGCGACAAGGACUGAAACACGCCCCAGACUAAUUGUGAUCAUCUUACAACUUCGUGCUUUAUUCCCAAACCUGUUUAGUACAAAAUUUUAGGUUAUCGCCAAGAAGCGUGUAUCCUGCUUCUAGUUAGCGAUUUUAAAUACCAACUGUUCGGAGUAUAUGGUUUUAACAGACGACAUUAACAGGUAACGUUACUAAUCAGAGCUAACCUCGUAUAUUUCUGGCCAGUUUACGCGGACCCAUUGACACUAUGAUGACCUCAGUGUAAAUAUAAACUAAGUCUCGAUAUCGGUAUUACUUAGGUAUUGUUUCUGUUAUGUUUUGUAAAUAAUAAUUUUAAGUGUAAGUAAUCAUUCCAAACGUUUAGUUUAAAUUAUUUUUUCAUAUUUUAAUACUUGCCAUACUUACAUAGUUGUUUUUGAAUUUGAUUAGAGUUAAAGUAUUUCAAUGUGGGCGAGGCAGGAUUUUUUAUCUUAAUAUUGUAACAAUGCAUCAUUUUAUGUCUUAACAUGUUUCAGAGUUAUACGUAGACUCAGCUUUUAACAAUUAACAGUAAAUAAUAAAUGGAAAAUGGAAAUAUCACGAAAUUUACUGUUAUUAGCUAUUUUUAUUUUAUACUAUUUUUAUUACAUGUUAUCCGGCAAUAAUUUAAACAUUUGAACACGAGUCAUGAAUAUAAGUAGUUUUAUUUUUGUGACAACAUCUAUGCCUCUGAAUAUAUAAGCCUAAAAUGUAUGAGAAACGACAUACAAUUUUGUGAAAUAUAUUUAUAUUUGUAUUAGUAUUCUGCCCGCCUCUGUGAGAUAAGGUAACUUUACUCGUAUUAAGACUGUUGCUGUGUUUCCAUGUCUUCCAAACAAAGACGAAUAUGUUUAUUGUGUUUAUUUGCGACUGUAUGCUGUUUGUGUUAAAAUGAAAGCCAUAUUUUGGUUAUGUUUAAAAUGCGAUUAUACACUAGGCAUUUUAAAUAAUAUAUAAAUAUAAAUUGUUCGGUUGUUUUUUAUUGAAUAAUUUUGUGUAUGUAUGCAAAUUUUGUCUAGAAUCGCAUUAACCAUGUAUUUAUGUAAAUAUGAGAAAAGUGUUAAUAAAUGUAUAAUACCGUUGGGCGGUAUGUCUUCCUUGUUUUAUGUAUAGAGUAUAAGUUAAAUUAUUGACACAAAAAGGAUUAAAUGUUUCGAUAUCAUCA
Zerene cesonia (dogface butterfly) is the source of this 2080-nucleotide messenger RNA. It is a transcript of the gene aos, whose product is annotated as protein giant-lens. The transcript is spliced from 4 exons. Lineage: Eukaryota; Metazoa; Arthropoda; Insecta; Lepidoptera; Pieridae. The coding region runs from base 81 to 911 and encodes 276 amino acids. The record is from RefSeq and is a predicted model, not a curated record.